AUGUCUCGUCUCCUUCGUCGUCUCUCUUUCUUGCUCCUCUUCCUCUACAUCUGCUACGCUGCUACUGCAGCUGAUGAUGAUGAUCAAGACUCGCUCAAGUUUGAGAACCCAAGGAUUGCCAAGGCUUACACCGCCCUCCAAGCAUGGAAGUCGGCCAUCUUCUCGGACCCUACCAACUUCACUUCCAACUGGAACGGGUCGGACGUCUGCUCCUACAUGGGAGUCUUCUGCACUGCUCUCCCCUCAGUCGGGCGUGUGGUCGCCGGCAUUGACCUCAACCACGCUGACAUUGCUGGCUACCUGCCUCCUGAGCUAGGCCUCCUCGCCGACCUCGCUCUCUUCCACAUCAACUCCAACCGCUUCUGCGGCGUCGUCCCCACCAGCUUUCGGCGACUGAAACUGCUCCACGAACUGGAUCUCAGCAACAACCGCUUUGUGGGCAACUUCCCCAAAGUGGUGCUCUCCUUGCCUUCCCUCAAGUACUUGGAUCUCCGUUUUAACGAGUUCGAAGGCUCCGUUCCUUCCCAGCUCUUCGACAAGGAUCUCGAUGCCAUUUUCCUCAACGACAACAGGUUCCGGAUGGGCAUCCCCCACAAUCUCGGCAACUCGCCCGUUUCGGUGCUUGUGUUGGCCAACAAUAAUCUUGGGGGUUGCAUUCCUGGUAGCAUCGGCAACAUGUGGAAGACUCUCAACGAGAUUAUUCUGUUGAAUGACAAUCUCACCGGUUGCUUGCCUCCCCAGAUCGGCCGCCUCCGGAAUCUCACCGUCUUUGAUGUGAGCUUCAACCAUCUUCAAGGGCCUCUGCCCUCCGCCUCCAUAGCCAAAAUGAAGAGCUUGGAGGAGCUCGACGUCGCCCAUAACAGAUUCACUGGUGUAAUACCGGCCAGCAUUUGUCAACUGCCAGCCUUGCGCAACUUCACCUAUUCCUUCAACUACUUCACCGGAGAGGCUCCUGCUUGCACCGCUACUCCUGUCUCUAAUAAUGGUACCAAGAACUGCAUUCCUGGCAAAUUGGAUCAAAGAUCUACGAGGGAAUGUGCCUCCCCGGCUGCCCGUCCCGUGGACUGCAGCAAGCUCAAAUGCGGAGGGGGAGGUGGCGGCGGCGGCUCUGUAAAAAAACCCAGCCCCAGCCCUCCUCCAUCGCCUCCUCAGAGGCCUCAUCAAAGAAUUCCUGUUCCUAAAGUUGCUUCUCCUCCACCCCCUCCAACUUCAAAGUCAUCGCCUUCCACUAGAUCACAUCCCCCACCUCCAAUAUCAACAUCAACAUCACCCCCGCCCACAGAGUCGACGCCUUUCCAUUCACCGCCUUCACCUCCUCCACCACCUACUGAAAAAGUAUCACCCCGGACUCAUCUUCCUGUUCCACCACCCCCACCUACCCAAAAGGUAUCACCAAGUACCCAUCUAGCUCCACCUCCCCCCAGUUCGACCCGUUUCAACCAUUCAUCCCCAGCACCAGCUGUACCACCGCCUGGUCAUCACUCUCAUAUGGUGCCUCCAUCACCUUCACCACCACCACCACCACCACCAAGUUAUCAUUCUUAUGCUUCACCACCACCACCGCCGCCCACACAACAGUCAACUCCUGCCCCACCAUCUCCACAACACUACUACUCACCUCAUCUCCCACCAACAGAAGCUCCAAGCUACCAACAUUCUUACAGUUCACCGCCACCGCCACCGCCUCCGCCACAUCACUCUUCCUAUGUCCCAUCUCCGCCAAACAAUCAUCAUAGUCCGGUUUACACUUCACCACCUCCACCUCCGCCCUCGGGCAAUGAACAUUAUACAAAAGCACCACCACCUUGGCACACUCCCGAGCAUUACUCACCACCCAAAACACACGCUAGUCCACCUCCCCCGCCGGGGGAUAUACAUUAUACCAAAGCACCACCACCGUGGCACACGCCCGAGCAUUAUUCACCACCCAAAACAGCUGCAAGUCCACCUCCAUCUUCCCCAUCAGCUCCUACUUCACCAUCCGAGCCAUCCCCUUCCCUCCCUCUGCCACCCACAGGUUGUAUCAUUCCAGCACCAAUUUCGCCACCUCCACCAAGCUAUCACCACUCACCUCCUCAACAUUGGCAUCAUCCUCCACCACCAUCAUGGUCGCAUCAACAAUCUCCUCCACAUGCUGAGCCCCCCAAGUUUGAUAACAACGCUCCGUUUCCACCAGUUAUAGGAGUCUCGUAUGCAUCUCCUCCUCCUCCUGCAAUUCCCUACUACUAAUUCCAUCAAUAUUGCUUAUUUAUUUUCUAUUUAACAUGUAUUAUUUGUAUGGAUGGAAAUGGAUAUAAUUUUUUUUAUAU
Fragaria vesca subsp. vesca is the source of this 2309-nucleotide messenger RNA. RefSeq lists its product as uncharacterized. The record is from RefSeq and is a predicted model, not a curated record. Gene Ontology annotation, molecular function: protein binding. Bases 1 to 2229 code for a protein of 742 amino acids. Lineage: Eukaryota; Viridiplantae; Streptophyta; Magnoliopsida; Rosales; Rosaceae. The transcript has a single exon.